Messenger RNA from Limulus polyphemus (Atlantic horseshoe crab), 529 nucleotides. RefSeq lists its product as uncharacterized. The annotation marks the transcript as partial. Lineage: Eukaryota; Metazoa; Arthropoda; Merostomata; Xiphosura; Limulidae. The transcript has a single exon. The record is from RefSeq and is a predicted model, not a curated record.
AGAAGAUGAAGUCAAAGAAACACACUGGCACCAAGUUCUGCAGCAUAUCCUCUCAGUCACAACGUUUCUAUCAUACAGAGGAUUAGUAUUCAGAGGAAGUGACGAAGUAGUUGAUUUAGUGUGUAAUCGCAAUUACUUAGGAAUACUGGUGCAAUUGGCUGAGUAUGAUACAUUUCUUGAUGAACACAUUCCAAAACAUGCAAAUGAGGGAAAAGAUCAUGUUUCAUACAUAUCCUCAGCUGUAUGUGACGAAUUCACAGAAAUCUUACAGAAAGAAGUUCUCAUCGCCAUUAUUCAGGAAAUCAAAACAUCCAAGUAUUUCUCAGUGUCUUUUCAUUCUACUCCAGAAAUAUCACACAUGAAUCAACUGACAAUAAUCUUUAGAUAUGUUCUAGAUGAUGGCCCUGUAGAGAGAUUUGCCACAUUUUUACCAGUAAGCAAUCAUAUAGAAGCAGAAUUUGCUAGAGUUCUCAUUAAUUUCUUUGAAAAGAAUGAUAUAAGAAUUCAAAAUCUCCAUGAGCAGUCUUAA